AAAAGUUAGGUAUGUAAACCAGUGGUUGUUUGUGUGACUAAAUUAGGGUGCGAUCGCUCGGUUCCACCCACCUCCGCUUGUCUGUGCGCCAUCUCAUGAAUAUUAAACAGAUUUCGGGGCAAUAAGACCCGGCCCCCUGCACCAACAGCAUCCAGCAGCGCAACAUUUCGCCGGGCUUUCAUCAGAACUCCUUGCUCUGAGACUGAAGAUUUUUUGGAGGGAAGAAAGAAGAAAAUGGCACUAAGAGGACCGCUUUCUCGUCUUCUCCGAACUCAACUCAGACGUACCUCCCAGCAAAGCAGACUUCAGUCUGUGGCUGUACUGGGAGCCCCGUUUUCAAAAGGACAGAAAAGAGGAGGAGUGGAGCAUGGUCCCAAAGUUAUCAGAGAUGCGGGUCUCAUCGAGAGGCUGUCCGCUUUAGACUACUCUGUUCAUGACUUCGGCGAUCUCAGCUUCCACCACCUCGAGCAGGACGAACCCUACAUGGACGUGAAGUUCCCGAGGACUGUGGGCGCCGCAAGCAAAAAGUUAUCCAGUGCAGUGAGCAGAGCCGUCGGCGCUGGGCACACUCUGGUCAUGUUGGGGGGAGAUCACAGCCUUGCUAUUGGAUCAGUGAGCGGCCAUGCCCAGCAGUGCCCUGAUCUGUGUGUCAUCUGGGUCGACGCUCAUGCAGAUAUUAACACGCCUAUGACCUCCCCAUCGGGAAACCUUCACGGCCAGCCUGUGGCUUUCAUGCUCAAAGAGUUGCAAGACAAGAUGCCUGAUAUUCCUGGGUUCUCAUGGACUAAACCAUUCCUCUCUUCACGGGAUCUGGUGUACGUCGGACUGCGGGAUGUUGACCCCGGAGAGCACCACAUCCUAAAGAAUUUGGGCAUCCAGUACUUCACCAUGAGGGAUAUUGACAGACUAGGCAUCCAAAGGGUCAUGGAAGUUACUCUUGACCAUCUUCUGGCAAGAAAACAGCGACCAAUCCACUUGAGUUUUGACAUCGACGCAUUUGACCCGUCUUUGGCUCCUGCCACAGGAACACCAGUGAACGGAGGUUUGACUUACAGAGAGGGGAUCUAUCUGACAGAGGAGAUUCAUAACACAGGUUUGCUGUCAGCCAUCGACCUGGUAGAAGUGAACCCCAUUCUGGGGCCCAACCAGGAAGCCGUGGAGGCUACCGCCUCUUUAGCGGUUGACGUCAUUGCAUCGUCUCUGGGACAGACGAGAGAGGGUGCUCACGCGUCCAUCCAUUCUAUUCCAGCAGAGAAAAGCGACACUGAGCAGCUCUGUCUCUGAGACCUUCAAGCACUUUUUCUGAACUUUAAACCAUGGCUGACCAUUCCACAACUUUACCUUCUGCUGUUAUUUAAAAUCUGGGAAAAAACAAACACCUUUCUGAAUCCAUAAACGAAAAAAAGAAAUGAAAGGGCUUUGAAAAUAUUUACAUUGGUCAUGUUGAGGAAUGACUUUAACAUCAUUUCUAACAAAAAAUGCACAUUUUGAUGAAACUAGUGCUAAUCUGAAAAGCAAUACUAAUUUAUUUUUGUUUAUUUGUAUGGUGUUUAAGAAAAGGGAUGUACCUGCCUCAACGGCAUGAACAGGUUUCACUUUGUGUAAUGUGCAUAGUCUGAUGUGGCCCCUUGCUGUACCAGAUAGGUUAAAGCUACUGCAGAAAUAUCACUCUUCAUUUUUGGACCAGCUGUGGUUACUGUAUAGCAGUUACAUUUGUACUAAACUAUAAACUUACCAGUACAUGCACUUUAAAUAACUGAUACAUCACUUUAAAAAUGUUUAGCAUUCACACAAA
Molecule: messenger RNA, 1795 nt
Organism: Girardinichthys multiradiatus
Lineage: Eukaryota; Metazoa; Chordata; Actinopteri; Cyprinodontiformes; Goodeidae
Gene: arg2
Product: arginase 2
Exons: 8
Coding region: 235-1284 (349 amino acids)
Cellular component (GO): mitochondrion; cytoplasm
Molecular function (GO): arginase activity; manganese ion binding
Source: RefSeq, a predicted model, not a curated record